AUGCUCAGCCAGAUUCAUAUGCUGCCGCUCCUCUUCGACAUGAUCCUGGCCUUCAAGCCGUGUCCUGACCACUGUUUGUGCUAUGAGUCCUCUGACCUGGUGGACUGUCAGUCUCGUGGGCUGACCCAUAUCCCUCACAACAUUGCCCACGGCACUUGGCUGCUGGAUCUGAGCAGGAACAAGCUGACAGAGGUACGCAGCAACUCCUUUAUCGGCCUCUGGUCUCUCAGGAUCCUCCUGCUGUCCAACAGCAGCAUCCGCAUGUUGCAGCAGCAGUCGCUGUCCUCCCUACAAUUUCUGGAGAGGUUGGACUUGAGUUUUAACCAACUGCAAUGGCUGCCCCGGGACUUUUCCCAAAGCUUGUCUGCCCUCCAGGAGCUCCGGCUAGACCACAACUUACUCCAACACCUCAGCUCCCCUUCACUGGACCACUUUGAAAAUCUUAGGAAGCUCGAUGUCAGUUACAACCACAUCAGGGCGAUGGAGGGCAAGGUUUUCAAUAGCCUCUCCCACAUGAACCGCCUCAACUUGGAGGGAAACAGGUUGAAUGUACUAAAGGAUGAUCUGCUGACAAGGCAGCAAAAUCUAGAGGUCCUUCUUCUUGGCCACAACAACCUCUCCCUCAUAGAGACAGAGGCUCUGGCACCUUUGUGGAGCUUGACUCUGCUUGGCCUUCAGGGAAACCAGCUAGUGCACCUCAAGUUUAAGACUUUUCUGAACCUUCACACCACCAGCACUCAUUUGCAGUUGUCCCUCAACCCCUGGACCUGCGACUGUGAGCUGCAUCGUGUCUUCAGCAAGAUCAAGCAUGUCCGAUAUUUGAAUGUUGAGGACUAUGAUGACAUUGUUUGUCAUGCCCCUGCCCUGCAAGCCGGGAUCAACCUCUCCUCGAUGGACAGCCAGCUCUGCAUUACUGAGACAGCCAGCGUGCUGGUCAUCACCAUAACUGUCGUACUUGCUGUGAUCGGUGCCCUGAUUAAGGCAGAGCGCAACCGCAAGAGCAAACAAGCUAUCACUGAUGCCAACUCAAACCGGAAACUCUAACUUGAAAACCUGGAGCUCCAUAGACUAGUUUUCUAGUCAUGGUAAACACAAAAAUCAAGUCAAGUCAAUUUUAUUUGUAUAGCCCAAUAUCACAAAAAAAAAAAACAACAAAAAGAUCAAAUGUCCUGGAAGUAUUGAGGCCAUAGAAAAUUGUAAAGUUAGGUCAUGAAAUUGUAUCUUCACCC
This is a messenger RNA of Lampris incognitus (smalleye Pacific opah), 1229 nucleotides long. Its product is annotated as reticulon-4 receptor-like 2. The record is from RefSeq and is a predicted model, not a curated record. The coding region runs from base 1 to 1044 and encodes 347 amino acids. Gene Ontology annotation, molecular function: protein binding. The transcript has 2 exons. NCBI's taxonomy places the organism in Eukaryota, Metazoa, Chordata, Actinopteri, Lampriformes, Lampridae.